CCUCCUCUUAAACAGAGGAUAUAAACCUUGUCCUAAGGUUUAGGAAAGUUUCAUAAGCCCAAAGGAGGGGCUGCACCCAUAGAAUCCCUUUGAAGACCAAAAGAAUGGACAAGACAAGUAAAAUGCAAGAUAAGCACCUCACAGGAACCUUGGUUCUCUCUGUCUUCACUGCAGUGCUGGGCUUCUUCCAGUACGGUUACAGCCUUGGUGUCAUCAAUGCGCCACAAAAGGUAAUAGAGGCCCAUUACAGACGUGUGCUGGGCAUUGCCCCUAUGGACAGAAGUGCCAUCAAUUUCUCAGAGGCAGAUGAAGGUACAGCCUUUCCAGGUAUAGAAGCAACAGAUAUAGUCACGAGUACGGCAAGCGCACACAACACCCUCACCAUGUAUUGGUCCCUGUCUGUGUCCACUUUCGCCAUUGGUGGGAUGAUUUCCUCCUUCACUGUUGGAUGGAUUGGAGACAAGUUAGGCAGGGUGAAAGCCAUGCUGGCGGUGAAUGUUCUCUCAAUCAUUGGAAGCCUCCUCAUGGGGCUGGCAAAAUUUGGCCCCUCUCACAUCCUCAUUAUAACUGGAAGAGCAAUCACAGGGCUCUACUGUGGGCUUUCAUCGGGACUUGUUCCAAUGUAUGUUGGUGAGGUAUCGCCCACAGCCCUUCGAGGAGCACUAGGAACACUUCACCAGCUGGCGAUAGUCACCGGGAUUCUCAUCAGCCAGAUCCUUGGACUAGACUUUCUGCUGGGCAAUGAUGACAUGUGGCCUCUGCUCCUCAGCCUUUCUGGCGGUGCUGCUGUCCUUCAGUUUUUCCUUCUUCUACUGUGCCCAGAAAGCCCAAGAUAUCUUUACAUUAAACUAGGAAAGGUGGAGGAAGCUAAAAAAAGUUUGAGAAGGCUUAGAGGAAACUAUGACCCCAUGAAAGAGAUUGCAGAAAUGGAGAAGGAAAAACAAGAAGCUGCCAGUGAAAAGAGAGUCUCCAUAAAGAAGCUUUUUGCCUCUUCCAAUUACAGGCAGCCGAUCCUCGUGGCACUCAUGGUUCAGGUGUCUCAACAGUUUUCAGGAAUCAAUGCAAUCUUUUACUACUCUACAAAUAUUUUUGAAAGAGCUGGAGUUCAGCAACCAGUUUAUGCAACCAUUGGCGUUGGUGUUGUGAACACUGUCUUCACCGUUAUCUCUGUCUUCCUGGUGGAGAAAGCAGGGAGACGGUCCCUCUUUAUUGCUGGUUUGACUGGUAUGUUAGGAAGUGCCAUACUCAUGACAGUUGGACUUGAACUUCUGGGAAGAUUUGCUUGGAUGAGCUAUGUGAGCAUGGCGGCAAUCUUUCUCUUUGUAAUCUUCUUUGAAGUUGGGCCUGGCCCAAUCCCCUGGUUUAUUGUUGCCGAACUCUUCAGUCAAGGGCCCCGCCCUGCCGCCAUCGCUAUGGCUGGUUUCUGCAACUGGACCUGCAACUUCAUCAUCGGCAUGUGCUUCCAGUACAUUGCGGAUCUGUGUGGAUCUUACGCAUUCGUGAUCUUUGCUGCUCUGCUCCUAGGCUUCGUUGUGUUUGCUAUCUUUAAAGUGCCAGAAACCAAAGGGAAGUCUUUUGAAGAGAUUUCAGCUGAGUUUCGCCGCAAGAGACGCUCAGCAAUGAAAGGACCCAAAGCUGCUACUGAACUGGAGGAUCUUCGAGGGACCGAAGAGGCAUAAAACUCCCAGAUGUCUACAAGAAGGAGAUUAAAGAUGAAUGUUUUUCACAGGCAUCUCAAAGAACUUGCAUUGUUUUAUAAAGAUAUGGCAGCAAAAACACUAGUAGGUUAAACCAGUAUAAUGCCUUCUGACUAACAGGACUGGCAGGUUGUACCCUACUGCCCUAAAGACUCAGAUCCAUAUUACACUCUCAGGAGCAAUAUAUGUGUGCUGUACGAAGAGAUAUCUAGAAAAGAAAGGAAAGACUAUAUGGAGGUAGGCUUCUAUGCUCCACUGCAUUGAUUCAGAAGGAUAACACUCUGCAUUUGCCAGAGAAUAGUAUAGGACUGAAUAGGAGCAUCAUGCAGAAGGAACAGAAGAAAGGAAGAGGGGAUUUAUGGUAAAGAAGAGGUGAUUUAUACUUGUAAUGAUUCCACCCUUCUUUCUCAUGCCUGUUGAGUCCUUCUGCUUAAAUACGUGACACCUUGAGAAACUAAAUACUACCGUAGAGGUCACAUGAGCACAAAACAAUAAGAAGUGGAAGGGGCUAAUGAUAAAAGACUGAGUGUUUGCACAUCCUAGUCUUAUAUGACAAAUCCCUGCCGAGUGGCAGGAUACCAUUCCCAUGAAAAUGUGCUAGACCCUAAACCUUGCUUGUUUGAUUUACUAUGAAAUAGUCACAGAAAUGCUGCCUGGUUCUGUAAGGAUUUUCCAGCUGAACUGCCCAUUUGAAGACAGAUUUAAUAAAUCCUGGCCAGAGAAGUUGCCCAUUGAUAUUUGUGGGUAAAAAUCUUUCACUGCUCUUUCUUUUUGGUGAGGCAAUUGCUCAGGAGAUAUCAACAUGCGGUAAUGUAGCCUCACAGGCCUGCCUGUACCGGGAGUGAAUAGAGGUGGAUUAUUAUGCUUAUCUCUACAGGCUCCCCGUGUUACUCUGGGAAAGUCACUUCACCUCUCUGCUACGGUUUGCCCUCCCCUCCUUGCCCGUCUUGUCUGCUUAGACUGUGAGCUCCUCAGGGCAGGGUCUCUCUCAUUCUUUUGGGCUUUAAGGCACUGUGGUAGGACAAGCAUUAAACAGCUAUAAGCGGGGGAAGCUUCUUAGCUACUGUGUAGUAUGUGUAGUAUUAUUAACUUCAAGCCUCAUGGGCUCUAUCAGAGCUGUGCGGCUUUUCCCUAACUGUAGAUGUUCAUCCUGGAUAUCCUUCAGUUCCAGAGGCGUUUGCUCCAGCCUCUCAAGAGAUGACCUGUGGGGCAUUUUUGAAACCCUGACUCAUGACUUAUUUUAGUUUUUUGCUGCUCUGUGAAAUACCUGGUCUAUGCCUCUUGAGGUCCCUGGACCAAAAUCAUCAUGGUGGCAUCUGAGCACAUUAUGCCACGUGCCCAUUAUUGUAUUGCUGUGUGAAGCAUAGGCUGACCUAAGUCAAUAGUAUUUAUGGUUAUAGCUGAUGCAGUGAGAAUAAUCAUAUGUUCACUGAAUCAUAUGUUCAGUGGAUCAAACCUAAUGAAAACUAUCAGAGAGUGCACGACCGAGGGCUGGGUCCUUUGCAGGUGCAGGUAGCUCCACUGAAAGCAAAGUAUGCCCAUUCACACAGGAGACAGUCAGUGUCCUUUCUGGAUGUUACUCCUUUGGCUUUAAGACAUUGGGUUAAAUUCUGCUGCCAUUCAAGUUAAGGGGAGUUUUGUCAUUGACUUCAGUGGGACCUGGAUUUAGCUCCAGAUUGUACAUUUGAGUAACAAGAAGCGCAUAACAGGUCAAAUACAUCCUUGGUGUAAUGGCAGUUGUCCUCACCAGAGUUAUGCUUAGAGAGGAAUUUAGCCAAUAGAUAUCAUGUGAUAAAUUGGUCAUAGGGAACACACACCUGAAAUUCAAUGUGCUAGAUCAUAAGAAAGCCAGAGCUGCUGGCUGCCAUUCAUUAGAACAGGACAGCAGAUCAGUGGCACUGGACUAGUGUUCCCAUGUCUCAGACCUUGCAACUCUUGUUCACAAGUACUGUAGCAAAACCCCCAGUUUUUCUUUUUUUAUUUAUUUUAAAAUGCAUUCCCUCCCCUUCCCCAGCCAUUUCUGACUUUUUCUCUCUCUCUCUAUUCCCUAUAGAUAAGUAU
This is a messenger RNA of Alligator sinensis (Chinese alligator), 3758 nucleotides long. It is a transcript of the gene SLC2A2, whose product is annotated as solute carrier family 2 member 2. NCBI's taxonomy places the organism in Eukaryota, Metazoa, Chordata, Crocodylia, Alligatoridae. The record is from RefSeq and is a predicted model, not a curated record. The transcript is spliced from 11 exons. The coding region runs from base 105 to 1679 and encodes 524 amino acids. Gene Ontology annotation, biological process: D-glucose transmembrane transport. Gene Ontology annotation, cellular component: brush border; membrane.